This is a messenger RNA of Metarhizium album ARSEF 1941, 738 nucleotides long. RefSeq names its product DNA/RNA helicase, DEAD/DEAH box type. Gene Ontology annotation, cellular component: 90S preribosome; nucleus. The transcript is spliced from 5 exons. NCBI's taxonomy places the organism in Eukaryota, Fungi, Ascomycota, Sordariomycetes, Hypocreales, Clavicipitaceae. Bases 1 to 738 code for a protein of 245 amino acids. The record is from RefSeq and is a predicted model, not a curated record.
AUGUCAAGCUCGAAUAAGCGCGCCGCGGAGGCUGCGCCCGAAGCCAAGAAGAAGAGAAGAAAGACCAAAUUUUUACACGACGAUGAGGCUCUUGAUAUGGAGCUUGGCCUCAACACACUGUUCAAUCGUAUGGACAAUCAGCUGAUUGCAGAUUACCUGGCACAAAAGCUUGGGCGAUUCGGAAGCGACCUCAGCUCUGUUGAGCUCUCAGACCUGACCGUAUCCGCCAACUCAAUACAAGAUACAACCUCAUGGCAGGAAGACAGAACGCUCGACAAUCUACCGAAUUUCCUCGGAAAAUUUUCAGAGGGCGAGGAAAGCCUCAUGAAAGCCCCGAAGAAGAAGGGCUCGCCACGCACGCUCAUCGUUGCUGGUGCUGGCUUGAGGGCGGCCGAUAUUGUCAGGGCUGUGCGAAAGUUCUCGAGCAAGAGUAACGCCGUGGCGAAGCUGUUCGCCAAGCACAUCAAAGUAGACGAGCAGAUCAAGUUUCUCAAAGAAAAAAGGACCGGAAUUGGCGUCGGUACGCCCGCCCGUCUGAUGGAGUUGAUCGACAAUGGCGCCUUGUCAUUGGAUCAUCUGCAAAGACUGGUCGUGGACGCCUCGCACAUCGACAAGAAGAAGAGAGGCAUCAUGGACGUCAAGGAUACCAUGAUGCCCCUUGCCCGGCUUUUGACUCGUCCGGAAUUCAAGGAGCGUUACGGAGCCGACAAGAAGCCCUUGGCGUUGCUCUUCUACUAG